Messenger RNA from Synchiropus splendidus (mandarinfish), 4308 nucleotides. RefSeq names its product EMAP like 1 (gene eml1). Gene Ontology annotation, cellular component: mitotic spindle. The coding region runs from base 508 to 3024 and encodes 838 amino acids. Lineage: Eukaryota; Metazoa; Chordata; Actinopteri; Syngnathiformes; Callionymidae. Gene Ontology annotation, molecular function: microtubule binding. The record is from RefSeq and is a predicted model, not a curated record. Gene Ontology annotation, biological process: microtubule cytoskeleton organization. The transcript is spliced from 24 exons.
GUGUGUGUGUGUGUGUGUGUGUGACAGAGGAAGGUUGGGCUGUCCCGAGGUUUAUCUAAACACUCACACACACAUAUGCACCCAUCUGCCAGAGUCAGCCUGCGUACGCGCUCUCAGCCUGAGCCUUCUUAAAGCUGUUUUUCUGCCGACAUUUCUAACAACACACAGCUGCUGAAGAGGUCGGAGAGGAAGGCGACGAGAGGGAGCAAACUCACUCGAGGGAAAACUUCUCUGCACUUCAGCGCUGUCAUCCUAAACAGGGGAGUGAAUUCACUUUUUACAGACUUUGUUUUGAAGUCAAGGUGGAGGAGACGAAGAAAGGUUGGAGUUCACAUGACAUAAUCUAAGUGAAUGAGUUGCCAUGGUGACUCACCCAGGGAUCCUGACCCGUGUAGAGUGAAUGGAGGGAGCGCCUUGGAUGCGAAGUGAACGAUAGACCAACAGAGGGGAGUCACCACAGAGACCGAAGAGACAAGAGUGAAGAAGUCGCGGGAGCAGGGGCUGAGAAUGGAGGACGGAUUUUCAAGCUACAGCAGCUUGUAUGACACCUCAUCUCUGCUACAGUUCUGCAACGAUGACAGCGCGUCAGCAGCCAGCAGCAUGGAGGUCACUGACCGCAUCGCCUCCCUGGAGCAGAGAGUACAGAUGCAGGAGGAUGAGAUCCAGCUGCUGAAGUCAGCCCUGGCCGACGUGGUGCGGCGGCUGAACCUGUCCGAGGAGCAGCAGGCCCUGAGCUCUCGCAGAGGACCCACCAAAGCCAGGCCGAUGAUUGCCACCCUUCCAUUACGGCCUUCUGUAAACAACGGGACGGUUCUACCAAAGAAAGGCGGCAAUCUUCCCUCCCCAUCUGGGUCUGGAUCAAGAAAGGACAACAACACAUCCACCAACAAGAGUCUUUCCGCCCUGUCUCGUCCCACCAGAAUUCUCUCUAUACCACUCAGCACGGUGAGAAGGGCGAACUCAAACGAGCACGUGGGAACUCUCACCAGGAAAGAUUCAGGAGAAUCCAAGGGCAACCGCACGCGCGCGGGGUCCACCGGCAGCAACUCCAGUGGUAAAAGGAGCGACAGCAAACAGAGGGAUCCGGUGUUCAAUGCAGGGAUGCGACGUGUGACCCACUGCAAAGAGGAAGGUUAUGUGAAAAUGUUUUUGAAGGGACGUCCCGUCACCAUGUUCAUGCCCAAAGACCAAGUGGAUGACUACUGUCUGGAGGCCCGAGCGGAGCUGCCGAGCAACAAACUUAAACUGGCCUGGGUUUAUGGUUACCGGGGACGAGACUGUCGCUCGAAUCUUUACUUGUUGCCGACCGGGGAGACCGUGUACUUCAUCGCCUCGGUGGUCGUCCUGUUCAACGUGGACGAGCAGCUGCAGAGACACUACACAGGACACACCGACGACAUCAAAUGCCUUGCCGUUCACCCUGAUAAAAUCACCAUAGCAACUGGGCAGGUGGCUGGGACGUCCUACGAUGGAAGGCAGCUGGCUCCCCAUGUCCGCGUGUGGGACUCGGUCAGCCUCAACACCCUUCAUGUUCUGGGUGCUGGUUACUUUGACAGAGGGUUGGUCUGUCUGGCCUUCUCCAAGUCGAACGGAGGCAACACGCUGUGCGCUGUGGACGACUCCAAUGACCAUGUGCUGUCAGUCUGGGACUGGCAGAGAGAAGACAGACUGGCAGAGGUCAAGAGCUCCAACGAGUCGGUGUUCGCUGCAGACUUCCACCCGACAGACAGCAAUGUGGUGGUGACGUGUGGCAAGUCCCACCUCUAUUUCUGGAGUUUAGAAAAGAGCACACUGGUGAAGAAACAAGGGCUGUUUGAGAAACAAGAAAAGCCCAAGUUUGUGCUGUGUGUGACCUUUGCUGAGAACGGAGACACCAUCACAGGAGACUCCAGUGGGAACAUCCUGGUGUGGGGAAAAGGCACUAAUCGUAUCAGCCAGGUGAUCCAGGGAGCUCAUGAGGGCAGCAUCUUCACUCUGUCCAUGCUGAGGAAUGGCACACUGGUUUCAGGGGGUAAAGACCGGAGACUCAUCUCCUGGGACAGCAGCUACACGCAGAUCCAGACUGUGGAGGUGCCGGAGUCAUAUGGUCCCAUCAGAACCAUAGCAGAGGGGAGAGGGGAGACUGUUCUCAUAGGGACCACCAAGAACUUUGUUUUACAGGGCACCUUGGAAGGAGAGUUUGUGCCGAUCACCCAGGGCCACACGGAUGAGCUGUGGGGUCUGGCUGUUCACCCCUGCAAGCCUCAGUUCCUUACAUGCGGGUUUGACAGACAGGUGUGUCUGUGGGAGUCCGUGUACCACCAGAUCAUCUGGACCAAAGUCCUGGAUGAUACGGCCCAGUCGGCAGGCUUCCAUCCCACUGGAUCUGUGGUUGCUAUAGGAACCCAGACAGGGAGGUGGUUGGUUCUGGACACGGACUCCAAAGAUCUGGUCACAGUCCACACCGAUGGAAACGAACAGCUGUCUGUCAUGAGCUUUGGUCCAGAUGGGAACUUCUUAGCCAUCGGGUCACAUGACAACUACAUCUACAUCUAUGCUGUGACGGAAAACGGCAGGAAGUAUAGCAGAGUGGGGAAAUGCGCGGGUCACUCUAGUUUCAUUACUCACCUGGAUUGGUCGGUGGACUCCCAGUACCUGGUGUCGAACUCAGGAGACUAUGAAAUAUUGUACUGGAUCCCGUCAGUCUGUAAGCAGGUGGUCAGCGUGGAGACCACGAGAGACAUCGAGUGGAUCAGCCACACCUGCACUCUGGGCUUCCAUGUGUUCGGCAUGUGGCCCGACGGCUCAGACGGUACUGACAUCAACGCAGCCUCCAGGUCCAAUGAUAAAACCCUCCUUGUUACCGGAGAUGAUUUCGGGAAGGUCCACCUCUUCUCCUACCCAUGCACGCAGUUCAGGGCUCCCAGCCACGUUUACGGAGGGCACAGUAGUCACGUGACCAACGUCAGCUUCCUGUGCGAUGACAGCUUCGUGGUGUCGAUCGGAGGGAAGGACAUGAGCGUGAUGCAGUGGAGGAUUGUGUGAACUGUUCCAAUGAUGAAGCCGGAGGCAAACAGAGCUGCACUAAACUGAACUGUGGAUCUGCUUGAACUGAAUAAUGAGCUGCUGAACUUGGUGAAGAGCCAGGGCCUUGAUCCUGAACCCCCCCGACCCCCACAAUUCCCGCGUACACUACAAUUGUAAACUGAUAGGUAACACUGCUACAGGUACAGCGCCACACUUGCUGCAAACGCCUCCUCUCACUAGUGGGUUUUAUUUAGUGAUUCUAGACUGUUUAUCAGUGACUUUAGAAGAGCAACAUUUAACCACUCAGGAAAAUAGCAAUGACGCAGGAAACACGAUUAAACACAUCAGAAGAUACUGCUCUAUCCUUGCAAAAUCAUAAACAUAAAUCCAAUGUUGAAGCUUGAACAACACACUGUGUCUCAAUAUGGGGAAUUGUGGUAUCUUCUGCAAAGAUUUCGACCAAUGGAAACAUAUCUAGACAUCUAAACAUAUGAACACUGUAAGUGUGCUUAAGCUUCCAGCUUUUUUAAAAAAAAAACACUUUUUCUAAUAUUUAUUUGUCCUUUAAUCAAUUGCACUUGUUUUCUAUUAACAUACAGCUCACUCAACGUGUAAAUAAAUAGUAUCAAAUACAUGAUUUGGCCGUGACGGUAAAAUAGAUACCAAAAAAAGACUUUCCAACUUGAGCUAUGCUUAUCACAGAUGGGUCCUUGUUCAAGAUGGAUUUGACCGUGUCACUGUUACUGCCUUUUCGAUAUUGGAAACAUUCAUUUUUGCCCCUUUUUUAUUUGUAUUUUAUUGUGUAUCACUUCUGCCAAAAAUGUCAACCGUCUCUCACUAACUUGACUUCUCAAAGAAAUCUGAGCACCGAUCCAGUCACUUCUGUAACAUAAUUACGGUUAUAGGUCUCAUGCGUGAAUAAAACCUCCUUGGAGUCAGGUAAUAAAGCAGAUUUGACUUUAAAACAUGGUGGUGUCGGAAGGCCGAGUUUUCGUGGACUGUUUGUUUGUUGUACAUGUUGUUUUUCCCUGUGAAUGUCAGUCAUCUUAGCUGUUGUGGCUCACUCUUCCGUGUUUUUUAUCUAACACAAGCAAGGGAAUUGUUUAUUGUCUCAUGUGGUCUAUAAAAACAUGGAACUUCAAGGUAUAUUUAAUUUAAGAAUAGUUUAAAGGGGUAAAAGUGAUGGGAUGACAGAGCAAAAAAUGAUUUAAGAUUUUUUUUACCACCCAGGUCAAAGAUCAAGCCGACCAAACGUUGUCCGCUAUUAUUUGUUCAAACAAAUAUCCACAUUUAAUGGAUUAA